Molecule: messenger RNA, 3729 nt
Organism: Condylura cristata (star-nosed mole)
Lineage: Eukaryota; Metazoa; Chordata; Mammalia; Eulipotyphla; Talpidae
Gene: SGSM1
Product: small G protein signaling modulator 1
Exons: 25
Coding region: 27-3311 (1094 amino acids)
Biological process (GO): activation of GTPase activity
Molecular function (GO): GTPase activator activity
Source: RefSeq, a predicted model, not a curated record
CGCGCUCGGAACGCAGCGCCCCAACCAUGGCUUCGGGCCCCGCGGAGGCGGAGACCCGGCAGAGACUGCUGCGCACGGUCAAGAAGGAGGUAAAGCAGAUCAUGGAGGAGGCUGUCACUCGCAAGUUUGUCCACGAAGACAGCAGCCACAUCAUCUCCUUUUGCGCGGCGGUGGAGUCCUGCGUCCUGCACGGGCUGCGGCGGCGGGCAGCGGGCUUCCUGCGCAGCAACAAGAUCGCAGCUCUCUUCAUGAAGGUGGGCAAGAGCUUCCCACCAGCCGAGGAGCUGAGCCGCAAGGUCCAGGACUUAGAGCAGCUGAUCGAGAGCGCGAGAAACCAGAUCCAGGGCCUCCAGGAAAAUGUGCGGAAGCUGCCGAAACUUCCCAACCUGUCCCCACUUGCCAUCAAACACCUGUGGAUCCGUACAGCCUUGUUUGAGAAGGUCCUGGACAAAAUCGUGCAUUAUCUUGUGGAAAACAGCAGUAAAUACUACGAGAAGGAAGCUCUCUUGAUGGACCCCGUGGACGGCCCCAUCCUUGCGUCUCUGUUGGUGGGGCCCUGCGCCCUGGAGUACACCAAGAUGAAGACUGCGGAUCACUUCUGGACCGAUCCCUCGGCCGACGAGCUCGUGCAGAGACACCGCAUCCAUAGCUCACACCUGCGGCAGGACUCGCCCACCAAGCGUCCAGCCCUCUGCAUUCAGAAGAGGCAUUCGAGUGGGAGCAUGGAUGACCGGCCAUCCCUCUCUGCCCGUGAUUACGUUGAGUCCUUGCACCAGAACUCCCGGGCCACCCUGCUUUAUGGCAAGAACAAUGUCCUGGUCCAGCCGAGGGAUGACAUGGAGGCUGUGCCAGGGUACCUGUCCUUGCACCAGACGGCCGACGUCAUGACCUUGAAGUGGACACCCAACCAGCUGAUGAAUGGGUCUGUGGGGGACCUGGACUAUGAGAAGAGCGUCUACUGGGACUUCGCCAUGACCAUCCGCCUGGAGGAGAUUGUCUACCUGCACUGCCACCAGCAAGUGGACAGCGGCGGAACAGUGGUGUUGGUCAGCCAGGAUGGGAUCCAGAGGCCGCCCUUCCGCUUCCCGAAGGGUGGGCACCUCCUGCAGUUCCUCUCGUGCCUGGAGAAUGGGCUGCUCCCUCACGGGCAGCUGGACCCGCCUCUCUGGUCCCAGCGGGGGAAGGGCAAAGUGUUUCCCAAACUGCGCAAGCGAAGCCCUCAGGGUUCCGCCGAGUCCACAUCCUCGGACAAGGAAGAUGACGAGGCCACGGAUUACGUGUUCAGGAUCAUCUACCCCGGCGUGCAGUCUGAGUUUGCCCCCCAGGACAUGAUGGAUGUCUCUGUAGGCAACCUGCCACCCCUGUGGCAGCCCAGUCCCCGGAAGUCUUCCUGCUCGUCCUGCUCACAGAGUGGCUCUGCUGAUGGUGGCUCUACCAAUGGCUGCAACCACGAGAGGGCUCCUCUGAAGCUUCUCUGUGACAAUAUGAAGUACCAGAUCCUUUCCAGAGCCUUCUAUGGAUGGCUUGCCUACUGCAGACAUCUGUCCACCGUGAGGACCCACCUGUCCGCCCUGGUCAAUCACAUGAUUGUCUCUUCAGACUCACCCUGCGACGCUGGGCACGGGCUGACCGCUGGGAUCUGGGAGCAGUACCUCCAGGACAGCACGAGUUACGAGGAGCAGGAGCUGCUUCGCCUCAUUUACUAUGGGGGCAUCCAGCCUGAGAUCCGCAAGGCUGUGUGGCCUUUCCUCCUGGGCCACUACCAGUUUGGAAUGACAGAAACAGAAAGGAAGGAGGUGGACGAGCAGAUUCACGCUUGCUACGCACAGACCAUGUCUGAGUGGCUGGGCUGCGAGGCCAUCGUGCGGCAGAGGGAGCGGGAGUCCCACGCCGCUGCCCUGGCCAAGUGCUCGUCAGGGGCCAGCCUGGACAGCCACCUGCACCGGAUGAUGCACCGGGACUCCACCAUCAGCAACGAGUCCUCCCAGAGCUGCAGUUCUGGCCGCCAGAACCUCCGCCUGCAGAGCGACUCCAGCAGCAGCACACAGGUCUUCGAGUCGGUGGAUGAGGCAGAGCACGUGGAGGCCGAAGGCAGGUCGGAGGAGAAACAGCCCAAGAUCCCAAAUGGAACCCUGGUGAAUGGCACGUGUUCCCCGGACUCCGGCCACCCUUCCUCCCACAACUUCUCCUCCGGGCUCUCAGAGCACUCAGAGCCCAGCCUGAGCACGGAAGACAGCGUCAUGGACGCCCAGCGAAGCGCCGCCCUGGUGCUUCGGCCCUGCGACAGCAGCGUGGAUGAUGGGCAGAGCAGCGAGGCCACCACUUCCCGGGACGAGGUCCCCUGCGAGGAGCUGGCCGUGCAGGACAGCCUGGAGAGCGACCUCCUCGCCAAUGAGAGCAUGGACGAGUUCAUGUCUGUCCCCGGCAGCAUGGACGUGGCGCUUCCUGAGAAGGAGGGCCCCUCGCCGGAGGGCUGUGCGGGCGGCAAGGCCGAGAAGCACAGCCACGCGGGCAGCGAAGACGACCUCUCAGAGGAGCCCGAGAUGGAGAGCCUUUUCCCUGCCCUGGCCUCCCUGGCCGUCGGCACCUCUGCCAACAGCGAGGCGUCCCCCGUGUCUUCCAGCGGAGUCACCUAUUCCCCAGAACUGCUGGACCUGUACACGGUGAACCUGCACCGCAUUGAGAAGGAUGUGCAGAGGUGCGACCGCAACUACUGGUACUUCACCCCUGCCAACCUGGAGAAGCUGCGCAACAUCAUGUGCAGCUACAUCUGGCAGCACAUUGAGAUCGGCUAUGUCCAGGGCAUGUGUGACCUCCUGGCCCCGCUGCUGGUCAUUCUGGAUGACGAGGCCAUCGCCUUCAGCUGCUUCACGGAGCUCAUGAAGAGGAUGAACCAGAACUUCCCCCACGGAGGCGCCAUGGACACACACUUUGCCAACAUGAGGUCACUAAUCCAGAUCCUGGACUCUGAGCUCUUCGAACUGAUGCAUCAGAAUGGGGACUAUACGCAUUUCUAUUUCUGCUACCGCUGGUUCCUACUGGAUUUCAAACGAGAACUUGUCUAUGAUGAUGUCUUCUCCGUCUGGGAGACCAUCUGGGCAGCCAGACACGUCUCGUCCGCCCACUAUGUCCUGUUCAUCGCGCUGGCUCUGGUGGAGGUCUACCGUGACAUCAUCUUGGAGAACAACAUGGAUUUCACAGACAUCAUCAAAUUCUUUAAUGAAAUGGCCGAAAGACACAACACCAAGCAGGUCUUGAAGCUGGCCCGGGACCUCGUGUACAAGGUGCAGACUCUGAUAGAGAACAAGUGAGGCCCCCGGGGUGUCAGCCAGCCGCCUCCCGGCCCCGGCUGUGGGAGAGACGCUCCGGUGUCUGUUCGCGAGCUUGGACUUCUGUGCAAAUGGAAACGGCCCGGCCUUCGCCACCAGGCAGAUGGGGUGCGGGGGUUGCCCCUUCGGUUUGGCCUUAUGUUUUCCUGCUUGACCAAAGAUUGCCCCGGUCUGGGACUUCUCCCUUGCAGGAGUUGAGGGUUGGUGAUGGACCGGAGGGGAGGUGGUCUCCAGAAUGCUCUCCUCUCUCUUCUCUACCCCACCCCUUGAAACGGGGUGAAUUUGAAACUUGGGGAGAGGAUUGGGGGGGGAACUGUUGGAGGGGAGGUCUUUGGGGCGACCUCUACUUGCUGAAAGGGGCCUUUGGAGGUGUCCGGAGCAGAGCUGGCGGAUUGGCUGC